ACCGACUCUUCAUUUCUGCUUCCAUGAUUGUGUCGAAGGUCAUCUGCGACGAUACGUACUCGAACAAGUCGUGGUGCAUCAUGGGUCAGGGUAUGUUUGUGUUGCGGGAGAUCAAUCAAAUGGCGGGUGAUGCGCAGCUGCCUCGAUUGGGAGUUGAACAUCGAGCCGUUGCUCUUGAAGGAGUUCAAAGCAAAGGUGAAGAAGGACUUUGCCGGCCCGGGACCCUACCCGACGUACACCGUGCCGCGACCGUUGUUGUCGCAGCCCGCCCAGCCUGUCAUCCCCGAUGUCAACCCACCACCACUCCCGCCCUUCAUCCACGCCACCCGGAAAGCCGCCUCAAGCUCUCGUCAAACCCUCUCCCGCCGCCACCCGUCCCCGUCCUCAUCCCCUAUGCUCCUCGCCCAUGUCCUCUUCACCGCCAAUGCCGCCAGAUGGGGGUGAUAUCAUCAUCAACUAGACGCUUGAGCUCUCAACGUUGAGCUGUCGUUCCUGAAGGAGUAUGAGGCCAAGGUCAAGAUGGAUUCCGAUGGCCCGUGGCCCUAUCCGACCUACACUGUGCCACCAUCACUGUCAUCGCAGCCCGCCUGGUGUGUUGUCCCCAACGUCAACGUGCCGCCGCUUCCCCGUUCACUCAAAUUCCUCAUCAAAUCCCUUGGCACCACCGCCCAUCCCCACCUCCCUAUGAGAAACUGUAUCCCAUCUGCUGCCGCUCACUCCCGAUACCCUGUCUUGUAUUCCGAAUCCUCCGCGCCCGCGUAUUCCUUGCCGCCG
Molecule: messenger RNA, 774 nt
Organism: Gloeophyllum trabeum ATCC 11539
Lineage: Eukaryota; Fungi; Basidiomycota; Agaricomycetes; Gloeophyllales; Gloeophyllaceae
Exons: 1
Coding region: 24-482 (152 amino acids)
Source: RefSeq, a predicted model, not a curated record